Molecule: messenger RNA, 1317 nt
Organism: Mercurialis annua (annual mercury)
Lineage: Eukaryota; Viridiplantae; Streptophyta; Magnoliopsida; Malpighiales; Euphorbiaceae
Exons: 5
Coding region: 141-1151 (336 amino acids)
Biological process (GO): beta-D-galactose catabolic process via UDP-galactose, Leloir pathway; glucose metabolic process
Molecular function (GO): carbohydrate binding; aldose 1-epimerase activity
Source: RefSeq, a predicted model, not a curated record
GGCUGUGAUUAAUCCGAAUUCGACCGCACACAAAGCUCAAAUUCUAAAACUUUACUUAAGCGAUAUCGAGCCGCUUACCACUUUUCUACUUAUAUAUUAACACUAACACUCCACCAAAACACAACCAAACAAUAAAAAAGAUGAGCCAGCAGCUCUUUGAACUCAACAAUGGAACCAUUCAUCUCCAUCUCACCAACUAUGGCGCCACCAUCACAUCCCUCUUUGUUCCCGAUAACCAAGGGAAGCUUGAUGAUAUUGUUCUUGGGUUUGAUUCAAUCGAAGCCUAUAUGAAAGGGAAUGCACCUUAUUUCGGUUGUAUUGUGGGACGGGUCGCGAAUAGAAUCAAGGACGGGAAAUUCUCCCUGAACGGGGAGGAGUACUCUUUGGCUAUAAACAAUGGCCCAAACAGUCUCCAUGGUGGUAAUAAGGGAUUCGACAAAGUGAUGUGGGAUAUUGUGGAACAUAAUAAAAGCAGCGAUCAACCGUCAAUUACUUUCAAAUAUGAAAGUCAUGACGGCGAGGAAGGAUAUCCCGGAGAUGUUAUUGUAACUGCUAAGUAUACACUAACCUCAAGCAAAUCAUUGAGGCUGGAGAUGGAAGCAGUUCCAAAAAAUAAGUCUACUCCAAUUAACUUAGCUCAGCACACCUACUGGAAUUUAGCGGGCCACAGUUCCGGGAAUGUGCUAGAGCAUUUGGUUCAAAUAUGGGGAUCCAAAGUAACGCCAGUAGACCAGAACUCGAUCCCUACUGGAGAAUUCUUGCCGGUUAAGGGCACAGUUUUUGACUUCACUUCAGAAAAGCAAGUUGGAAGCUCAAUCAGUGAAGUCGAGGGUUUAGGGUAUGACCAUAACUAUGUCCUUGAUAGCGGAGAACAUAAAGAAGGCCUAAAACAUGCAGCUAAGGUGAAGGACCCUUCUAGUCGUAGAGUGUUGAACUUGUGGACUGAUGCUCCUGGCAUGCAGUUCUAUACUGCAAAUUAUGUCAAUGGCGUUUCUGGAAAAGGCGGUGCUGUCUAUGACAAACAUUCAGGAGUAUGUUUUGAGACUCAGGGCUUUCCAAAUGCUGUUAACCAACCAAAUUUUCCUUCAGUUGUAGUUCAUCCUGGAGAGAAGUACAAGCACACUAUGUUGUUUGAGUUUUCAGUUGAGUAAAUUUAUUGUGCUUCCAAUAAGGAUCAUAGAGGUAAUUUUGAGCUUUAUUUAAUUAAUCUUAUUGCUUUUUUAUCCAUGGGAGCCUAAUUUGUUGAAGUUGGAUUUUUAGAUAGAUUUCCAUUAACAAUUUUACUAGUGAAAUAUCAUGAUUUACAGUUUUCCAGUA